Striga asiatica is the source of this 660-nucleotide messenger RNA. The record is from the annotation of a GenBank genome assembly. NCBI's taxonomy places the organism in Eukaryota, Viridiplantae, Streptophyta, Magnoliopsida, Lamiales, Orobanchaceae.
AUGGAACCCCUUCCUGGCGGCAACACUCGUUUCCGCCGCCGCCGCCACUAUCCGUCCGGCGAUAGAUUCCUGGCCAUGCUGCAGCAGCCACCGUCCUCUUCCCCCUCACCCCCACUCGAACUCUCAGAGCACGACAUUUUCGACACUCCCUUAGAAUGCCUGCCCCCUUCUUCGACCCGCCCGACCCUCAAUCCGGAUCCAAAACCCGCCCCAACCACGAACCCCAAACAAUACGGCAUCCUAGCCGCCGUAACCAUCAGCCACACGGCCCGAUCUGCGGCCGGGUUGAAUACCCGGCCCGUUUUCAACCACAAGGCCUCCCCUGUAACCUCGGCCACGCCUGUUCUAACGAUCCGAAAGCCGCCGCCGGCUGAAGGGGCCAGGGCUCGGUUCCGUCCUCGAUCUGCGCCGGUGAAUAUUCCGGUGGUGCCGGCGGCGUUGAUGAAGAGGAGGGCGAUGGAGAUAAAGGACGCCAUUUCUGAAGGGGAAGAGGAAGAAGACGAGGACGAGAUGGUUUUCCCGCCACACGAGGUGGUGGCAGACAGGCAUCCGCCGCGGGCGGCCUGCUCAGUGAUGGAGGGUGCUGGCCGGACAUUGAAAGGGAGGGAUCUCAGGCAGGUGCGCAAUGCCGUUUGGCGAAAGAUUGGUUUUCUUGAUUGA